Messenger RNA from Lates calcarifer (barramundi perch), 1213 nucleotides. RefSeq names its product pulmonary surfactant-associated protein D. The record is from RefSeq and is a predicted model, not a curated record. Lineage: Eukaryota; Metazoa; Chordata; Actinopteri; Centropomidae. The coding region runs from base 75 to 860 and encodes 261 amino acids. The transcript has 5 exons.
AGAGGGAGGGGUUUGGACUCUGUUAUGUCCCACAUGAGACUUUACAUCUGUUGUUUACACCAAAUCCCUCAUACAUGAGUUCUACUUUCUUUGGAAAUAGAGGAGAAGCAGCACACCCCACAGAUCCCUUCAACUUGUACAAUUUUCAGUUCUGCACAGAGAAAAUGAGGCUGCUUCUCUUAAUCUGCACCCUCUGCCUGAUGUUGCCAGUUGGCUACAGUCAAUGUGAAUGUCCCCGUGGUCCUCCUGGAAGCUCAGGGCCACCUGGUUUCCCCGGACCUGAAGGUAAACCAGGUGCCACUGGGUUUCCAGGGAUACCUGGUAUACCCGGACCUCCAGGUAGAGUAGGGGCCCCAGGACCACUUGGACCUCCAGGGAGAGAUGGACAACCUGGACCUAUGUGUACACAAGAUGCCACUGGUUUAAGUUGUGUGGACCUCAACGCUUUAAAGGACAGACUUGUUAAGUUAGAGCUGGCUAUAAACUAUGCCUUUGUGCGAAAAGUUGGUCAGAAGUACUUUGUGUCCAACAAGGAGAGAGACUCUUUCUCCAGUGCCGUCGAGUUCUGCUCCCAACAAGGCUUACAGCUGGCUUUGCCACAGAAUGAGGAGGAGAACAAUGUACUGACUGAAGUGUUUGGAGAUGUUUACAAAACAGCCUGGAUCGACGUCAACAAUAAAAAAGCGGAGGGAAAUUUUGAGGUUGAUCAGAAAAAACGACCUCUGACCUUUACCAAAUGGGGAGAAGGGCAGCCAGACACAUCCAUCCAGGGUACAGGCUGCACCAUGCUGUCAGAAAAUGGUGUCUGGCGAGUAACACAUGAAUGUUUCUUGAAUGCGUUCAUCAUUUGUCAGUUAUAGAGAGGUUUUGUAUCCCACCCAAGUCCCUCUAUACUACAAGUAGUAUCUAUACUAUGAGUAGAUGCAUUCUCUCAUACUAAUGUCCAGUAAAUUAAAUAAAUACUGACCAUAAACUUAUCCACAUUUUCACUUUGAUAUCAUAGACACCGUUGCAAGAUCCACAUUUUGGAGGCACUGCCCUUUGAAAUAUUUGCUCUUACACGUAAUACUUUUUUUGUUUUACACUGCUAUCCUUGUAAUAUAUCUUAAUCUUUUCUAAAAUAAGUAUAAUUCCAUGAGCAGCAUAGGGUUAUGUAAAGCCUGUUAUCACUUUUGUUUUGAAAGCAAUGGCAGAAUAAAGCAUACAUCAAUGA